Messenger RNA from Haliotis rufescens (red abalone), 2691 nucleotides. RefSeq names its product vascular endothelial growth factor C-like. Gene Ontology annotation, molecular function: growth factor receptor binding; growth factor activity. Gene Ontology annotation, cellular component: membrane. The transcript has 7 exons. Bases 204 to 1160 code for a protein of 318 amino acids. Gene Ontology annotation, biological process: positive regulation of cell population proliferation; positive regulation of protein autophosphorylation. Lineage: Eukaryota; Metazoa; Mollusca; Gastropoda; Lepetellida; Haliotidae. The record is from RefSeq and is a predicted model, not a curated record.
UGCUCUUCUGUCCAGGGAAGUGCUUCAGCUGCCGGCGGCCUCUCCCCAGACACAUCCAGUGUGUACUCGCGCGUGCGUCCGACCCCUGACCCCGGCUACAACACCAGCUAUCCCACGGCUCCUCUAUAAAAGCAACGGGUUUACCCAACAGUAACAACGAAAAACAAUCUAGCCUGCAGCUCUCACAUCCUUGUGAUCCCACAAUGAUACUUGGUGUCCUGGCUGUGUGGGGAAUAUGCCUGUUUCAAGGCACCCUGCAGAUGAACUACCAGCAGGCCAUGCGACUUUCCCGCAUCACCAACAUCACAGAGCUGUUUCGGGCAGUCGACAUGAAAAUGAAUGGGCGUAGAGUCGAAAUAGAGGAAGUUUUGCCAAACUUAGGAAGUUCGGAUGGUCGGGUGUACGUAACUGCUGGAGCAGCAGAGUUCGCCUUCCCUGACGAAUGUUCCCCACGUCUCAUGACCGUGGAGAUCCCCAGGGACAUGACCCAUGACGUCAACGUCAUGACGUGGCCGACAUGUACACGUGUUAUGCGCUGUGGAGGUUGCUGUGCCAACAGCAUGUUGCAGUGUGCGCCCCGUUCUUCUAGGCCGAAACGAAUCACGGUGUUGAAGACACUGUUGUUCGAGUCCAACCUGCCCGAUCUUCUCAUGGAGUGGGACGGCACACACGAGGUCACAGUCGAGGAACACCUGGAAUGUGUCGUCACCUGCCGGCUCACCGCCAACGACUGUAACAAGAGACAGCGAUUCGAUUCUUUCGAAUGCUCCUGCACGUGCAGACGACACCUUACCUGCUACCCCUACCAACGAUGGGACAUAGAGACGUGCACGUGUGUGUGCAUUGAACCGGAACAGGAGUGUGAGGACGGCUUAACCUACAGCCCACGUACAUGCAGCUGCAUCAUCAACAGAGACCAACAAUAUUCUAAUCUUGAAACGGAUGAUGAAAGUUCGGAAAAUGUAAGCCAAGUUAACACAACUCUACAAACCACAGUGACGAGCGCAACAUCAACAACAGCAGCACCAACAACAACUACGAUGGCUCCGACGACGGUGGAUCCUUGCGCCAGUCAGUUCUGUCCGCCAGGAUUCCUGCGAAACCCCAAUGGGAACGGUGGAUGUGUAUGCACACCAAACUUCAGUUUCGGGGGGAAAUAGUCGCGGAUCAAUUUUGUCACACGCCUCCUUUCCUUAAAAACAAACGGUAAAAACGACAGAUAUUGUACCAACAAUUGGUUAAACGGCCCUAUAAAAUAUUUAACCAAUGACACUGUGUUGCGAUGACGUAUAUUUGUGUCGGAUGUUUUUAGUCGUUUCAUUAUCAUAUGCUAGUAAUACUAGCGACAAUACGUUAAGCUACAUUCAUAAAUCAAACAAGCUGAGGCUGUAUAGAACAUCUCCUAGGUCCGGGCCCACAGCGCUAUGACUGUUGCCAACACAUGUUUCAAGAAGUAGAAAUGUCUCAAUAGCGUAGUGCUUUGGGCAAGGAGGUCCAGCUAUACACACACACACAUGCACAUUGUACGAUUGUCUUACUGACAUACACACCAUUGUAUAGCUCAAAUUAAAAAAAAAGCAACACAGUAAACAUCUUGCAAGGUUACAAGAUACUUAUGUUUAAAGCGGAUAUAUAUAUGUUUACGAUCUAGUUAGUCGGUGAGAGGUUGCGCACGUGUACACACUUAUGUGAUAACAUGUAAAUGCGAGCCUUAACAUCGGAACUUCCAAACUGAAUAUACCACUUUACAACGACAAAUUCGUCUGAAAAUAACAAACAUAAGCAUUAAGUUUAUAUUUUUAAACCAAAGGAGGUACUAAGCAGGCCAACCAACUCUGGCUGUUCUAAACAAUGGGUAGACAUCGAGCGGAGAGACCCGAAAGUAUACCAAGGCCAUUACACGUGAUUUUUGUAAUAUUUUGUAAACGGGUCAACGUUCUAAUAUUUUGUUUUUAUUCAAAAUUCAAAGGCAGUUGGUGUUCUCCAUGUUUAGUUCUGAUAAGUGUUAUUGCGAUCCUGAUUGUAUAAUGCGUUCACGAUUGUAUAAUACGAUCCUGAAUGUAUAAUGCGUUCAUGAUUGUAUAAUGCGUUCAUGAUUGUAUAAUACGAUCCUGAAUGUAUAAUGCGUUCAUGAUUGUAUAAUGCGAUCCUGAUUGUAUAAUGCGUUCAUGAUUGUAUAAUGCGUUCAUGAUUGCAUAAUGCGUUCAUGAUUGCAUAAUGCGAUCCUGAUCGUAUAAUGCGUUCAUGAUCGUAUAAUGCGAUCCUGAUCGUAUAAUGCGUUCAUGAUUGUAUAAUGCGAUCCUGAUUGUAUUAUGCGUUCAUGAUUGUAUAAUACGAUCCUGAUUGUAUAAUGCGUUCAUGAUUGUAUAAUGCGUUCGUGAUUGUAUAAUGCGAUCCUGAUUGUAUAAUGCAUGAUUGUAUAAUGCGUUCAUGAUUGUAUAAUGCGUAUUUUCUACUGUUAUCUAAGACCGGCAAAAACAUGGACCAGUAAGUGCCACAUAGUGCUGACAACCUAGCGACAAAUUUCCCUGAAACGCACUUCUAUCGUUAAUGUAACCUUGUUUACGUUUGACAAUACUGUUGUGGCAUUGUUACUUUAUAUUAAAUUAUCGUGUAUUUCAUAUUCUCUUUUUCUUCUGAAUGUGUAUGCAUUGGUGUAUUUAAGCAUGUAAUAAACAUGAAUGAACCUUA